Messenger RNA from Stegodyphus dumicola, 2910 nucleotides. RefSeq lists its product as uncharacterized. Lineage: Eukaryota; Metazoa; Arthropoda; Arachnida; Araneae; Eresidae. The record is from RefSeq and is a predicted model, not a curated record.
UAGUACAGUCAUAAAUUGGAGACUUGCAUCCAAUUCAUUAGAAACAUGAGUGAAAAAAGUGUUUCUUCAUUAAAAAGUGUAGAAGAAGAGUAUGCAGACUUCAUAAAGGAGAGAAUUCAGAAAUCUGGUGGAUCAAUUCAGUUUCAGCAUCUUACUGGUCAUCUUUCUCAGCUUGAUUUCAGAGUAAGAGAAGCUUUGGGUACAAGUAAAUCAGAGCUGAUGAAAUUCAUCCGAAAGCAUAAAAAUUUGUUCAGUAUUGACGAGCAUGGUAUAGUGACAGUAAAUUCAUCCAUUAUUUCAGUUCAGAAAGAAAAGUCAAAAAAUGGUUCUUAUGAUAGCAGUUCAGAGUCAGGUGGCUCAUUGCCUUUUAAUAUAAAUGAUGGGGAAGGCAUUGUUGUAAGAAUAUUUCCUACUUAUGGUUUUAUAAAUGCACAGAAACCUUUCAAAACAUCAGUCUAUUUUACACCAGCCAAUUUUAAUGACAAAGAGAAAACUCUUCUUACAGAUUUUAAUGGACUUUUUAUUGGACGUAAGGUUUGUUUUAAUGCUAUAAAAGGAAAUAUGAAUUAUGAAAGUAAAUAUCGAGCCACCAGCGUAUGGUUUGCUCCUGUUUCUGAUGAUGAAGAAAAACCUACUAUUCCUAACACACGUAAAAAACGUGAAACUGGAUUAUAUGAUGGAAAUUUUUUGGACGGUUUUGGUGAAAUACAGAAAAUUUUUCCUUCUGUUGGAUUUAUUAUAAUUGAUGGUGACAUAAAAAAUACAGUUUUCUUUCACAGGCAUAAUGUGUGUAAAUUUAAAAAUGUUAUGGAUUUAACUAAAGUAUUAAAAGAGGGAGAUGUUGUUAAUUUUAAGGCUAUAAGAAGUACAAAGAAAGAGGCAAGAGCUCGUUGGGAGGCGACUCAAGUAUGGCUUAAAAAGGAAAGAAGCACUAAAUUAAAAAAUGGUGAUUUAGAUUCUGAUCUAGAUGACACAUUAGAUGUUGAGAGUCGAAAGUCAUCCACACAAAAUAGAUCGCUUAAAAAAGAAAAUGGUGAUGUAAAAAAAGAUAAAGCUACUCCUCAAAUGAUUAAAAAUACUGCUGGUAAAAUUAGCCCUAAUAACAAAGGAACGGUAAUUACAUUUGGUAAGAACCUUGAAGAAUUAGUUGAUGCUGAUUCUAGUCUUUUUUAUGUUCAUGGUAAUCAAGUGACAGAUGUAUGUUGGGAAUUUUCUGAUGGUCAGGAUGUGUAUUUUGAUGCUGUUGAAAUCAAAUCUGCACCUUAUUGGAAGGCUGUAUUGGUAUGGGUUGGUGAAAAGCCAGAUGUAGUUUUACCAACAUGUAUAGGUGACUUUAGUGCAUUCAUAGAUGAUGAUGAUGAUCUUGAUGAUAUACCAGAAUCUGGUAGCUGUACUUCAAAGACAUCAGAAAUUUCCGUGUUAUCGGAAGUUAGUAUUGACUCUUCAUCCAAAAAAUCUGAAGAUUUUAAGCAGAAUCAAAGAUCAAGUUCUUAUGAUAAUCGACAAAAGUUGGCCGACAAAAGUUUUAGUUCUGAAAUUCUGAAAUCUUCAACUCAUUCUUCACAGCGAUUAUCUUCUAAUGCUAAUUAUGCCCCUUUCAGAAAAUCUAAGGAUUUAAAACAGAAAUACUCUUUGGCUGGUUCUGGGGAAAAGAAAAAGUAUAGUUAUGCCCCUCAUUCUGAUAAUGAAAUUUCAAAUUACAGAAAGUCUUUCGAUUCUGCUGCUAGUCUCAAUAAAUCAGAUCUUAUUCAAGAUGAAUUGCCACCGACAGGUUCUGAAGAAAAUGUAGAAAACUUUAAAAAAUUUAGUUUUUGUGACAGUUCAACUUUAGAUCAUUCAGAAACAUUGAACUGGGGUGAUACACCCUACCCAGAUGAUGAAAAUAGUGAAAACUUAGAUACUGAAGUAUUUGAAGACUGUAAUCAUAGUGUUUCUGAUUCAAAUAACUUUAAUAAGGAAAAUAAGCAAAAGGAAAUACCAGAAACAAAAAAAGACCUAUUAUCUGUGGGUAAUAAAUUUAUAAAGGUAUUUGAAGCAAAAGCAGAUGCACAUAAUCUUGAAGAGAAUUAUGCAAAUAUAGUGGUAGAGUCUGAUUUAAUGAAUGAACCGGUUGCAUCUGAGUCUGAAAAGAAAGCAUCCAUUAAGCGUUUUCAAGAUAUUGAUGGUAAAAUAACGAAAGUUUAUCACAGGUAUGCUGAAAUGGAAAAUAGCUUGCUGAAAAAACCUGCAGCAUUCUUUUGGAAUGAAUUAUAUCGAAAUGGAGUAUCUGUUUUGGAUCAUUUUGAUGAUUUAAGAGAAGUUAUAAAAAUUGGAGAUAUUGUUAAAUUUGAUUGUUUUGAAAUAGUUGAUGAUUUUGGAGAUUUCUGUCAAAAGGUGACUGUUGUUUGGAGUGGUCCAAAACCUAAAAUUGAACUAAUGACACCUGAACAGUAUAUAAAGCAGAAUAAUAUGUCAGUUACUAUUGUUGAAGCAAAAGCAGAUGAAAAGCAAGAUGAAGUAAUAUCUGAGAGCAUAAGACUUCUUAACAAAGAAAGUGAAGCACCUCAAAAAUUUUUAUCUGUUGUUUAUAGUGAUGAAGUAAGUAGUGAUACUGAACAGAGUGUAUCAAUACACUCUGAAAUGAACAGUCUAAAAGAGCAGGCAUCAUUAUAUCUUUAUCAGGAAAAUGCAGUUUAUAAAUCAAGGUAUGUUUCAGAACCAAAGGAAUUAAAUUAUGAUGUAGCAUCAUCUUCAACUUCAAACAGAAAGCAGCUAAUUGAAACUGUCUGUGAAAUGAUGGAACAUAAGAGCCUGUUUUCUGCAUAUUCAAAGGUAUGUCUCUCGUACUUCUUUUAUUUUAUAACUGUUUGGAUAUUUGUUUUUGAAGUUUUUCAUGUAAUACUGGUGAAUCAUUCUAGUAAAAUGCAUUAA